Messenger RNA from Trichoderma harzianum CBS 226.95, 874 nucleotides. RefSeq lists its product as hypothetical. NCBI's taxonomy places the organism in Eukaryota, Fungi, Ascomycota, Sordariomycetes, Hypocreales, Hypocreaceae. The record is from RefSeq and is a predicted model, not a curated record. The transcript has a single exon. The coding region runs from base 322 to 771 and encodes 149 amino acids.
UAUGGGUUUAGGUUGCGAUCUUCCGUACUAGAGUUUAUAUAGUCGGGUGUGUUCCAGCCCGCUAAUAAAGACUGUGGCUAAACUCUCACGAAAGCGUCUUAUUCGGGCCAUUCAUGACCGAAUAAAUCUAGAUAGCAAAACUGGAUCGUCGAUACCACAUCAAACAGCCAAGAUCUAGUCUAAUUAUAUCUUCAAAUCAUUGAUGCAAAUGCGCGUCUCAAUACCAACUUUUCCUUGCCCUGUGGCUAGUGUCUGGUCACUCAAACGCGCCACAGUCGUCAUCCGCAGAGCUGAUCCCCAAGCAUGUGACGUGACCUAUUAAUGCCAUCGCAGCCUUGGGCCGUCGUUUCUUCCAAGCCUCUAGCACAUAACUUUUUACGUCGUCCAUAUAAAUCCAACACGAUAUUUUCUUCACUCUCGUUCACCGCGCCCUUGAAUUCAACCAUUAUCAUCUUAGGAGUGCAAGGGACACAUGUGGCUGCGACAUUGCGACGUCGCUCACGUGCAGAUAAGGAUAAGCAACCGCUCCGAAGUCUGGACACUUCACAAGCUUUUGGUUUGUCAUACGAGCUAAAAAAUCAUAUCGGGGUAGUGGGCAAGGGAAAUCGGAGCUGCUCUGGCUCGCGCUUUUUGCAGACGAACAACGACUCGGGGAGAAGAAGCAGAAGAAGAACCAAAAAGGGGGACGCCUUGCGCUCUUUUUUGCAUCUCCCACCUCCUGGACAAAAGGACGACAGUGCAAACGGCAAGCCGGGCAAGACAGAUGAGUAGCCGCUGGUGAGGGAGCGAUUCCGGGCGACUGCAUCUCGGGGAUUGUCAUCUUCGCAUCGCGGCGGCACCGAAAACCGGGGAAGAAGCAGUGCGUUUCGUUUGC